AUGUCCAGUUUAAACAAACGUCAGAAAUUAAACGAUUCAAAUUCAAAUAACACUCAGCCAUGGGUUGAAAAAUAUAGACCAAAAUCUUUAGACGAUGUGUACUCCCAAGAUCACACUGUCUCUGUUCUUAAAAAAAAUUUACAAACAUCUAAUUUGCCUCAUAUGUUAUUCUAUGGUCCACCAGGUACAGGUAAAACCUCUACAAUCUUAGCUAUGACAAAGGAAUUAUAUGGCCCAAACUUAAUUAAUUCAAGAAUACUUGAAUUGAAUGCUUCUGAUGAACGUGGUAUUAAUAUAGUUCGUAAGAAAAUUAAGAAUUUUGCAAAAUUAAUUAUUUCAAAGCCAAGUAAAGACGAUUUAGAAAAAUACCCUUGUCCACCUUAUAAAAUUAUUAUCUUAGAUGAAGCUGAUUCGAUGACUUCAGAUGCUCAAUCUGCAUUAAGAAGAACCAUGGAAAAAUACUCAAAUAUAACAAGAUUUUGUUUGAUUUGUAAUUAUGUCACACGUAUCAUCGAUCCCUUGGCUUCCAGAUGUACAAAGUUUAGAUUCAAAUCUCUAAAUAAUGAUAAUGCCAUCGAAAGAUUAAAAUUUAUUUCAAAAAAUGAAAAUUUAAAUGUGGAAAAUGAUGAGAUAAAUAAUGACUUUUAUAAAAAUCUAUUGCAAAUCGCAAAUGGUGAUUUAAGAAGAUCAAUAACACUUCUACAAUCAGCCUCUAAUUUCUCAUUAGAUGGACCAAUCACUUCUGCUAGAAUUGAUGAAUUAGCAGGGAUUGUUCCAGAUGUAGUAAUAACAAACUUGGUGGAUAAGAUUUCAAAUAAAAACUUAAAUGAAAUUAUCGAAUUUACAAACAAUAAUAUUGUAAAAUUAGGCUAUUCAGCUUCAGCAGUGAUCUUACAAUUGCAUGAUUAUUAUAUUAUAAAUUCAAAUUCAGAUACAAAAUUCAAAAAUAAUGUAUCGUAUUUACUAUUUGAUAUAGAUUCAAAAUUAACUAAUGGUUCCAACGAAAAUAUUCAAUUGAUCACUUUAUUAUUAAAUAUUUCUCAACUAUAUUAA
Messenger RNA from Henningerozyma blattae CBS 6284, 1053 nucleotides. It is a transcript of the gene RFC2, whose product is annotated as replication factor C subunit 2. Gene Ontology annotation, molecular function: DNA clamp loader activity; ATP binding; ATP hydrolysis activity. Lineage: Eukaryota; Fungi; Ascomycota; Saccharomycetes; Saccharomycetales; Saccharomycetaceae. The record is from RefSeq and is a predicted model, not a curated record. Gene Ontology annotation, cellular component: nucleus; DNA replication factor C complex. Bases 1 to 1053 code for a protein of 350 amino acids. The transcript has a single exon. Gene Ontology annotation, biological process: DNA-templated DNA replication; DNA repair.